Molecule: messenger RNA, 1076 nt
Organism: Durusdinium trenchii
Lineage: Eukaryota; Dinophyceae; Suessiales; Symbiodiniaceae
Source: the annotation of a GenBank genome assembly
GCUCAGCCAGUACAGAAUGAAGUAGCCCCAGUGCCGACGGCCCGCGCGGCCCGGAGAAGAGCCCGGAAGGCCUGAUGAAGUGGAAGAGGCUGCUGUUGCUGCUCCCAUGGGGGCUUGCGAUGCGCGUGCAGAAGAACCCGGUGGCCCGAGUCACAGAUCUCCUUGAGAAGAUUCAGGAGAAAGUCGAGAAGCAGGGCCAAGAGGAUGCCAAGCUUUGGGAACAGAUGCAGUGCAACUGCAAGAAGACCCGGAAGAGACUGGACGAGAGCAUCCAACAGGAGGAGACCAGGCUGCCCAUGCUCCGCAGCGAGCGCAUGGGGCUCAGCGCACAGAAGGCGCGCUUGGAGGCGCGCUUGGAGGCGGAGAAGGAGAACGCCGUCGCUGAGAAGGCGGACGCGCAGGCAGCGCUCACAGCGGCAUCCGAACUCAGGCAAAAAGAGGCCAAUGAGUUUGAGAAGCUCAAGGAGGAGCUCCAGAAGAAUGUCGCCGCAGUGGGCAAAGCCAUCGCUGCCUUCGAGAAGGGGCUCGCAGGAAGCUUCUUGCAGUCCAAUGAGGCAGAUCGGCUGCGCGAGGCCACCGAAAAGACGUCCAAUCUGAGGCUCUCGGACCGAGAGGCGCUCACGGCCCUGCUGAGCGGCGAGGCAGGUGCACCUGGCAGCUCGGCCGUGCUGGGCGCCCUACAGAGCAUGCGGGAUACUAUGGAGGAGGACCUCAGCGCUUCUCAAAGCCGUGAAGCGCAGGCGGUCUUGGCCUUCCAGGGCAUGGCUGCAGCUCGACGAAGUGAAGUGUCCACACUGGACACGGAGAUCGAAACGAAGACCUCCAGGAUCGGAGAACUCAGCGUGGACCUGGUGAAUCAGCAGCAAGCCAUCGACAGUGGAGCCAAGAGGCUUCAGGACGAAACCAAGCUGCUGAGUGACACGGAAGAGAGCUGCCAGCAGCAAGAGCAGGAGUGGCAUGCACGCAGCGAGAGCCGCGCGGAAGAGCUCGUGGCCAUCCAGGAGACCUUGAAGCUCCUGGCCGACGAUGAGGUCACCCGGCCCUCUUUUUCAGAGCACACGCGGCGUGACGCGUGA